Molecule: messenger RNA, 1280 nt
Organism: Portunus trituberculatus (swimming crab)
Lineage: Eukaryota; Metazoa; Arthropoda; Malacostraca; Decapoda; Portunidae
Exons: 4
Coding region: 402-1223 (273 amino acids)
Source: RefSeq, a predicted model, not a curated record
UAGAUAUUGAUUGAACACGAAGCCACGCACAGAACAAACUGAAUCAGAUUGUAUUGAGGUUGGGGAAGGGGGGGAGGCAGGAGUGGUACGUGGAGGUGGAGUGACGAUCAGUUACCAAGGGUUGGGGGGAAUGUUUCAUGCAGCAUUUCCGUGCUCGCCAUCAGAACGUUUUGUACUUCAACCUUCCACGUCGGUUUUUUUCAAGCUAAGUAUGAGACUCAGGAAUGGUGACACAACACAACAAUCUGUGGUCACCACACACACACACACAGCUGCCACCACCACCACCACCACCGUGAAGUGAUCCUUGGCAAGGUCAAUUAUUGAAGACCAACCUUCUGGGGUGGAUUCUGAAUUACUGAGUGGAAGAGAGACAUUGGUACCCAGCAGGUGGAGCAGCCAUGGCAGUGAACACACACAGGGGUAAGCCACCAGUGAGGGCAAUAGUGCUGGUGUCUAACUGGAUAAUAUUGUUGUCAGUGUGCCUUGGGGUGGUGGAAAGAGUGGUGGCCCUGAAGGAGUGUGAAGUUGAUGUAGUAGUGGUGGCAGGAGGAGAGCAACACACCUUCACUGAGGACAGUUCAAAGGCUAAAAUAUCUCAAAUAACUCUGUUUGGGAAGGUGGAGGACGGCUUUGAGGGAUUCAGCAUCAAUGUGGAGGGAACAGGUGGCAUUGUUUCCAGUGCCUGGUUCCCUGCAGACCAUGAAUGCUUCCCUGACAAGGACACUUGGUACCAGCUCCUGACAUUUUCACAGAUCAAGAACAACGACACUACCAUUAUGUUUGGCUUUGAGACCAGACACUGCCGCAAGGAGUGUAAGAGCGACACAGCCCCACAAAGCCUGCAGCAGCAGAGUGUGGAGGUUUACGGGGCCUCUCACUGGAGUGAAGACAUCCCCCGGGGGGAUAACUGUACCGUUAACACACCGAAAGCCAUCCGUUUCCAUGGCAAGCAUUCCACCUGCAGCAAACGCCCCACCCCCAUGUCCACGAUGAACAUAAUAGUGGUGGUACUGUUGGUGGUGGUACCGUUGGUGGGUAUACUACUGCUCAUCCUGCUGUACGUGAUCAAGAAGAGAGCAGCGCCUUCAGGUCCACACACUGAGGGUCACACUGCCAAGGAAAGAUUGGCCAUGUUCCCUCUACAUUUUUGGAGAAGGCAACAGUACAGCCAGAGGUGCAGCUCUUCUGACGAUCCAGCCAACACCACAGAGUCCGGCUAGACAACCUGUGCUGCAGACAAGUAGUAGGAAUCACUCACGCAUCGCACCUCACCCUUA